Camelina sativa (false flax) is the source of this 1212-nucleotide messenger RNA. RefSeq names its product reticulon-like protein B2. Gene Ontology annotation, biological process: response to bacterium. The record is from RefSeq and is a predicted model, not a curated record. Lineage: Eukaryota; Viridiplantae; Streptophyta; Magnoliopsida; Brassicales; Brassicaceae.
AUGUCUUUAACAUCGAUUCCCCCAAGCGUCGCUGAGAUUUGAAAUCAACGGUUCAGAUCAAAACAAUCUAUUCAACGGUUCAGAUCGAUUCUAAAUCUUCUCCUUCUAUUUUUUAAGGCUUCCUUCGAGAUCCUUCUUCUCCAGAAAGCCCUAGAAGAAGAAACGGAAAGCUGCGAUCGGAAUCAAUGGCGGAUGAACAUAAGCAUGCAGAAUCUUCACCAGCGGUGGAGGUUGUAGAGAGAGAAUCGUUGAUGGAGAAGUUAUCGGAGAAGAUCCAUCACAAAGGUGAUUCGUCUUCAUCAGAUGACGAGAACGAGAAGAAACCAUCGUCUUCUUCGUCUCCGAGGUCUUUGAAAUCGAAGGUUUAUCGUUUGUUUGGUAGGGAGAGACCUGUUCAUAAGGUUCUCGGCGGUGGAAAACCGGCGGAUAUAUUUAUGUGGAAGAACAAGAAGAUGUCAGGUGGUGUAAUUGGUGGUGCUACAGUAGCUUGGGUGCUCUUUGAAUUGAUGGAGUAUCAUCUUCUUACUCUAUUGUGUCAUGUUAUGAUCGUUGCUCUUGCUGUGUUGUUUCUAUGGUCUAAUGCCACCAUGUUUAUUCAUAAGUCACCACCAAAGAUUCCUGAAGUUCAUAUCCCUGAAGAACCUCUUCUUCAGCUUGCUUCGGGUCUCAGAAUCGAAAUCAACCGUGGUUUCUCUUCUCUUCAUGAGAUUGCAUCUGGAAGGGAUAUCAAGAAGUUCCUCUCUGCAAUUUUUGGAUUGUGGGUUCUAUCCAUCUUGGGCGGCUGCUGUAGUUUCUUGACAUUGGCGUACAUAGCUUUGGUUCUGCUCUUCACUGUUCCUCUUAUCUACGACAAGUAUGAAGACAAAAUAGACCCAUACGGUGAGAAAGCGAUGGCUGAAUUGAAGAAGCAAUACGCUGUGUUUGACGCAAAGGUUUUGAGCAAAAUCCCAAGGGGACCUUUGAAGAACAAGAAGAAAGAUUAGUUUUUUUUUUUGGGUUUUGAGUGUAAUGCUCACAAUACUCUGGUUUUUUUAAAUGUGGGUUUGUGUUGUGAAUUGGUAAAUCUAAAUAGUUUAUGUGUUAGCUCUCAUUCCGCAUUUUACUUUAAGAUCUUUGCUUCUUUAUUUUGAUUUUGUGGUUAUUUUGGUGUUGUGGGAAGGAGGACAAAAUUUGCAGUUGUUCUCUUGGUCUAUAUAUAUUUAUCUUGGUCGA